Messenger RNA from Sorex fumeus (smoky shrew), 1815 nucleotides. Its product is annotated as exosome component 10-like. Gene Ontology annotation, cellular component: nuclear exosome (RNase complex); nucleolus. The coding region runs from base 10 to 1815 and encodes 601 amino acids. Lineage: Eukaryota; Metazoa; Chordata; Mammalia; Eulipotyphla; Soricidae. Gene Ontology annotation, biological process: exonucleolytic trimming to generate mature 3'-end of 5.8S rRNA from tricistronic rRNA transcript (SSU-rRNA, 5.8S rRNA, LSU-rRNA); poly(A)-dependent snoRNA 3'-end processing; TRAMP-dependent tRNA surveillance pathway. Gene Ontology annotation, molecular function: nucleic acid binding; nucleotide binding; 3'-5'-RNA exonuclease activity. The transcript has a single exon. The record is from RefSeq and is a predicted model, not a curated record.
GCUGGAAAAAUGGCACCUCCGAGUUCCCCAGGCCCCAAGGGCUCAUCAGCUGCAAGCGUUCCUCAGCCUGAGGAGGAGAUGGUGCUGCCUGGCUUCCCGGACAUCGACAGCUUCAUGAAGUUUGCUCUAAGGUCAGUGGAGGCAGUCAUUAAGGCAUCUGGGAGCCUGCCAAAGUCUGGCCCAGAAUAUGAUUUUUACCAAAGUUUUCCUGGCUUCCAAGCAUUGUGUGAGACUCAAGGAGACAGAAUACUUGAGGGCAUGAGCAGAAUGAUGCAGUACUACGUGUGUCAGAGCAACAUCAAGGAUUGCAGGAAAGUGACGGACUUGGAAGACAAUUUUGAUUUAUUGGUUGACGCCAAUGAUGCUAUUCUGGAUGGAGUGGACAUUUUACUGGAUGAAGCUUCAGGCAUGAAGAAGCAUCAGCAGCCUGUCCUCCCCAUAGGAUCACAAGCCCGCCAAAUGAUCGUGUCCAGCUGGAACCGGAAAGUAGGAGAAUCUGGCAAAAAAACAAAAUCUGAACCCUUCCGGCUGCUUCACGUGAAGAACAUCAUCCGACCGCAGCUUAAAUUCCGAGAGAAGAUCGACAAUUCCAACACCCCAUUUGUUCCGAAGAUCUUCAUCAAGCCCAACGCCCUGAAACCUCUCCCUCGGGCGCUGUCUAAGGAGAGUCGGGAGCACACCAAGAACCAAUCAGAGGACCCGGAUGUGCCACCGGCCCUGGUCCACUUCCUCCACCAGCAGCGGACACAGCAGGUAGAGCAGGACGUGUUCGCACACCCCUAUCAGUACGAACUGGAUCACUUUACGCCCCCAGAGUGGGCGCUUCAGAAACCGCAGCCCCAAGCCUACAAGCCCCUGGAGGACACUGCCUGCCACUUGGUGACCUCGCUGGACCAACUCGUGCAACUCAACGCGACGCUCCUGGCCUGUUGGGAAUUUGCGGUGGACUUGGAGCAUCACUUUUACCGCAGCUUCCUGGGCCUGACCUGCCUGAUGCAGAUUUCCACGCGCACCGAAGACUUCAUCAUCGACACGCUGGAGCUGCGCAGCGACAUGCACCUCCUCAACGAGAGCUUCACAGACCCUGCCAUCGUGAAGGUCUUCCACGGCGCUAACUCCGACAUAGAAUGGCUGCAGAAGGACUUCGGGCUGUACGUGGUGAACAUGUUCGACAUGCAGCAGGCAGCGCGCCUUCUUCGGCUGGGCCAGCACUCCCUGGACCACUUGCUGAAACGCUACUGCAACGUGCAGGUGAACAAGCAGUAUCAGCUGGCCGACUGGAGGGUGCGCCCUUUGCCGGAGGAAAUGCUCCACUAUGCCCGCGAGGACACCCACUACCUGCUCUACAUCUACGACUGCAUGAGGCUGGAGCUGUGGGCUGCUGCCAGCGAGCAGCCCUCGAAGGCCCGGGUGGUGUGGCAGCGCAGUAGGGACAUCCGCCUCCGGAAGUUCGCCAAACCCCUCUUCACGGAUGAGUCCUACCUGAAGCUGUAUGAGAAGCUGAAGACGCCUCUUAAUACGCAGCAGCUGACAGCCUUCCGGCUGCUGUUCGCCUGGAGGGAUCACCUGGCAAGGAGGGAGGAUGAGAGUUGCUGCUAUGUCUUGCCCAACCGCAUGAUGCUGAAGAUCUCAGAAGAGCUGCCCGAGGAGCCCCAGGGCAUCAUUGCCUGCUGCACCCCCGUCCAGCCUCUGGUAUGGCAACAACUUAACGAGCUGCACCUUCUCAUCCAGAAGGCGCGAGGAACCCCUCUGUGCCAGUCGGAAGUUGCCACCGGACUGAGGAGGAUACAGUUUGAUACACGGCCCGUUUUUUGA